Carlito syrichta (Philippine tarsier) is the source of this 1035-nucleotide messenger RNA. RefSeq names its product olfactory receptor 1L6-like. The record is from RefSeq and is a predicted model, not a curated record. Gene Ontology annotation, molecular function: G protein-coupled receptor activity; olfactory receptor activity. Gene Ontology annotation, cellular component: membrane. Lineage: Eukaryota; Metazoa; Chordata; Mammalia; Primates; Tarsiidae. Gene Ontology annotation, biological process: G protein-coupled receptor signaling pathway.
AUGGACUAUUUCUAUAGGCUGGAGGUUAGGGAAGAUGCCAUUAUGAUCAAAUUGCCAUUUAUGUCUCUCCCACUGCUUCUCCAAAUGUCCAGAAAGUCCAGAAGCAUAGAAAUAAAGAACUACAGCAGUAGCACAUCGGGUUUCACCCUCCUUGGUCUCUCUUCCAAUCCUCAGCUGCAGAAACCCUUCUUUGCCAUCUUCCUCUUCAUGUACCUGGUCACCGUGGUAGGGAAUGUGCUCGUCAUCCUGGCUAUCCACUCUGACUCCAGGCUCCAUACCCCUAUGUACUUCUUCCUCAGCAACUUAUUUUUCAUGGAUAUCUGCUUCACAACAGUUAUAGUGCCCAAGAUGCUAGUAAAUUUCCUAUCAGAAACAAAAGCCAUUUCCUAUGUGGGAUGCUUGGUCCAGAUGUACUUCUUCAUGGCUUGUGCUAAUACUGACAGUUACCUGCUGGCCUCCAUGGUCAUUGACCGGCUGGUGGCCAUCUGCAAUCCUUUACACUAUGAUGUGGUUAUGAACCCACAGCGUUGCCUCCUCAUGUUACUGGGAUCUUGCACCAUCUCCCACCUGCACUCCCUGUUUCGUGUGCUACUCAUGUCUCAUCUGUCUUUCUGUGCCUCUCAUAUCAUUAAGCACUUUUUCUGUGAUACCCAGCCUGUGCUAAAGCUGUCCUGCUCUGACACAUCCUCCAGCCAGAUUGUGGUCAUGACUGAGACCCUGGCUGUCAUCGCGACGCCCUUCCUGUGCAUCAUAUUCUCCUACCUGCGAAUCAUCAUCACAGUGCUCAGAAUCCCCUCUGUAGCCGGGAAGUGGAAGGCCUUCUCUACCUGUGGCUCCCACCUCACUGUAGUGGUCUUGUUCUAUGGGAGUGUCAUCUACAUCUAUUUUAGGCCCUUGUCUAUGUACUCAGUGGUGAAGGACCGGGUAGCCACAGUUAUGUACACAAUAGUGACACCCAUGCUGAACCCUUUUAUCUACAGCCUGAGGAACAAAGAUAUGAAGAGGGGUUUGAAGAAAUUAAGGGACAGAACAUAG